AUGGUUUGGAAACCGGGACUGACGCUGCAACUUAUAGGUGAUGGGCGUAUAGACAUUCAUAUUCACGAGCACAAACCCGAGACUACCGAAUUGUUAAGCCAGCUCCAAAGCUCUCUACCUUCGCGGGAAACCAAAAGCAGGGAGUCAAUCUGGAAAGACAAUGGAGAGUUUCCAUUGCGUUUGAAUAUCGUGAUCCAAGUCAUUGGAUCUCGCGGUGAUAUUCAGCCAUUUAUCGCUCUGGGCAAGGAGCUGAAAGCUUUCGGACACCGUGUUAGAUUUGCUACGCACUCUAAUUUUCGGCACUCCGUUCUCUCCAACGGCCUGGAAUUCUUCAGCAUAGGAGGAGAUCCGGCUGAGCUCAUGUCUUUCAUGGUGAAUAAUUCUGGUCUAUUGCCGAAUCUUAAAACCAUCCGAAGUGGAACUAUUCAGAAGCGUCGUCGUGAUAUGAGGCAAAUCAUUGACGGGUGCUGGCACUCAUGCUUUGAGACAGGUGAUGGUACUCAUCUUCACAAGAAUAACGAUGAUCUGUGGAAUGGCACCGUGGAUUAUCGACGACAGCCAUUUGUGGCGGAUGCGAUAAUAGCAAACCCUCCCAGUCUAGCCCAUAUUCAUUGCGCCCAAAGACUAGGGAUUCCUCUCCAUAUCAUGUUCACAAUGCCUUGGUCACCCACUCAGUCUUUCCCACAUCCAUUGGCUGUAACUCACUCACAAGACUGCAGGCCAUCUGUUGCAAACUUUCUAUCAUAUGUUGUAGUAGAAAUGAUGAUAUGGGAAGGACUUGGUGAUCUUGUCAACAAAUUUCGCAAAAUCUGUCUAUCACUCGAUCCUCUAGAUACAGUAAGCGCGUCGAUCCUAUUGCAUCGAUUGCAAAUUCCGUGCACAUAUUUUUGGUAUGAUACAAGCCCACUGUGCUUUACACAUGGACCGCAUCUGACUUCAGUCAAUCGGGCUAGGUCGCCCACACUACUACCAAAACCACCAGACUGGUUUGGUAACAUCGACGUCUGUGGAUUCAACUUUCUUCCACUACACGCCCCGCCAGCAAUUACCACUUUCCUCAAGGCUGGACCGCCACCUAUUUAUGUAGGAUUCGGCUCGAUUGUGGUUGAUAAUCAAAGUGAAUUAAAAAGAAUCGUUCUUAGGGCUAUUAGCGACACUGGACAGCGAGCUAUGAUAUCAAAAGGAUGGGCGAAUUUUACAAUUGAGAGCACUGAGUGUCCUGAAAAUGUCCUUAUUAUUGGAAAUGUGCCUCAUGAUUGGCUUUUCCAGCAUGUUUCAUGUGUAAUACAUCAUGGAGGCGCUGGAACAACUGCUGCUGGACUUGCUCUUGGCCGCCCAACAGUGAUAAUUCCCUUUUUCGGUGACCAGCACUUCUGGGGAAAAGUUGUUGCUAAGGCAGGUGCUGGGCCAGCCCCGAUCCCUUAUACGCAGUUGACUGCUGAGAAAUUAACAGACGCUAUUGAGAUGGCCUUGAAACCUCAUAUCCAAGAAUCGUGUCAGCAGAUUCGAGACAAGAUGCAACACGAAUCCGGCGUUCGUGACGGCUUACGAAGCUUUCACAGACACCUUGAUCUGCGGAUAAUGCGAUGUGCAAUAUGUCCUACUCGGCCAGCAGUUUGGCGUCUCAGGCAUACGAACAUCAAACUGAGUGCUUUCGCGGCUGCAGUACUGGUUGAAAACAAGAAAAUCAAUUCACAGGAUAUCUUACUACAUCGUUCCGUGGAAUAUGAUACUUAUCGUGAUCCUGCUGGACCUCUGGGGGCUACAGCCCAGGUGCUUUUCGGUGCGGUUCUCGACUUUGUAACUGGUCUGGCUGAUCUUCCAGCCGAGAUCGUGAGUAAUUUUCUUUCCGCGGGCAGUACAUUGCGCCAUCCUCGUGAACAAUUUGACCCUUACGUCCAAUGCCAACGGCAUAGACAUUCCCAGUAUGAGGGUACCCGAAAAGGAGAAGAGAGUGCCGGCCAGAAUUGCGAGCAUGAGAGCGGAACUGAAGACCGGAGAAAGGGUCAAGAAGGUCGGAAUCCACAAGACACCUUUAUUAUCCCUUCAGAAACGACUUCGAGCCUUAAAGAAAAACUCUGGCUCCACAAUCAGCAGAUGAUGCGCGAUAAGACGAUAAGAUCGAAAUGGACUGAAAUUCGCUCUGAAUCGGCUUUCUAUAUCAGCACAAUAUUCAAGAAAUCUCUGAGGCUCAUUCUCUGGUUUCCAACCGACUUGUCACUUAGUGUUAGCAGAGGAUUUCACAAUGCGCCAAUGCUCUACCAUGAUCCUAUGGUCAGGCCCGUUCCAAAGGUGACUCACAUUAGCAGCGGCCUCAGGGCUGCUGGAAGGGAGCUCAAAAGCGGCUUUUAUGACGGCAUCACGGGAUUAGUCAGCCAACCGCUGUACGGUUUCAAGCACAAUAGUGCUAGAGGUAUGAUCAAUGGUCUCGGAAAGGGCAUUGGAGGUUUUUUUCUUAAACCAUUAGCAGGAAUUUCGGGACUUGCUGGUUACCCUUUGAGUGGGUUACGAGAGGAGCUCAACGAGUCUCUAGGUAAACCGAUGGGUUCGCAUCUUGAAUUGUCUCGAAUUAUACAAGGCCACGAAGAAAUGCGAUCAUCGACAAUGGAAGCGAAGUUGGAAGUGAUUAGAAACUGGAAUUCUUUGGAGGGGAUGCAGGUCCUAAAUCAACAAAAUGGGAGCCAAGGACAACCUUAG
This is a messenger RNA of Penicillium maclennaniae, 2697 nucleotides long. RefSeq names its product glycosyltransferase. Gene Ontology annotation, biological process: carbohydrate metabolic process. The transcript is spliced from 7 exons. The record is from RefSeq and is a predicted model, not a curated record. Gene Ontology annotation, molecular function: UDP-glycosyltransferase activity; hexosyltransferase activity. The coding region runs from base 1 to 2697 and encodes 898 amino acids. NCBI's taxonomy places the organism in Eukaryota, Fungi, Ascomycota, Eurotiomycetes, Eurotiales, Aspergillaceae.